AUGGAAACGGAAAUUAGCGACGUAGAUGUGAGACCAAAGCUGGAUGAAAUGAUAACUUACCGCAUGGAGAAACGGUAUCAUCUCCCAGCCAUCACUUUGUCAAAUCCCAACACUCACGCUUUCUCGGCGAUUCUCGCAGCCACUUGUGGAGUGGACGAGCAGCUGAGAGAUGUGGAAGACGAGUGCGCAGCCUCAAAUCUAAUUCAAUGUGCCUCUGACAUAGCUAUUGUGAGCAGUUGGCAGCAGGCAGGCGACGAGCUUCUUCCGUCGGGAAGCCAAUCGUCGAUCAGCUGUGCGUCGGUUGACUCGCGCAAAAACGCAGAAAAAGCCUUGGCAAGUGACUGA
Messenger RNA from Cylicostephanus goldi, 345 nucleotides. NCBI's taxonomy places the organism in Eukaryota, Metazoa, Nematoda, Chromadorea, Rhabditida, Strongylidae. The record is from the annotation of a GenBank genome assembly.